Oncorhynchus keta (chum salmon) is the source of this 3405-nucleotide messenger RNA. Its product is annotated as protein RUFY3-like. Bases 535 to 2445 code for a protein of 636 amino acids. The transcript is spliced from 17 exons. Gene Ontology annotation, molecular function: metal ion binding. Gene Ontology annotation, cellular component: cytoplasm. The record is from RefSeq and is a predicted model, not a curated record. Lineage: Eukaryota; Metazoa; Chordata; Actinopteri; Salmoniformes; Salmonidae. Gene Ontology annotation, biological process: regulation of axonogenesis.
AGAGGCAGAGCCAACCAAAGGAGAGGCUGUCAUUCCAGCAGAGCAGAGACCUAGCGUUGUCAUCCCAGUACCCAGGCCGCGCCCAGGCAGAGACCUAGCGUUGUUACCCCAGUACCCAGGCCGCGCCGCAGAGGAAAGGAGGAGAGGGCAGGGCUGCAGCUUUUGUUGAGACAGAUGCACACUGGGGCUUUUCUCCCCAGUUCUCUGUAAAAACAAACGGGAGUGAGUGAAGGGGGGGAGGAGGCACGGAGAGGAAGACGAGAAUUAACACCAUCCAUCCUUUUUUUCUAUCUGGGAAGACUGCUGAGUGCUGCUCUUCUCUCUUUUCAUUCCUAUUCUUAUUGUAUCUGCGAAGACUGCUGUCGUUCGGCACAGAGAUUUUCUCUUUUCAUUCCUAUUGUAUCUGGGAAGACUGCUGUUGUUCGGCACAAAUCCUCUCCAUCCCCCUCUUUGCGGCCUUUGCGUCGCCUGGACAGAGAGAGCGUUCCUGCUUUGUUGCCGUUCGUCUCUCAGCCCUCUAUUCGCUGAGUCAUCAUGGCAGACGUUACGCCUCAGGCCGAUGCCCCGACCCCCACCACCGACAAGAUCACGCAGGCCGCCCGGGAGACCAUCUAUCUGUGUAACUUCCGCGUGUCGGUGGACGGAGAAUGGCUCUGUCUCAGGGAGCUGAACGACAUCUCUCUCACCCCAGACCCAGAGCCAGCCCACGAAGAUCCGAAGGACCCUAUAGCCAUCGAGCGGUUGAACCUGAUGAACAUGGCUAAGCUGAGCAUCAAGGGUCUGAUUGAGUCGGCCCUGAACCUGGGCAGGACCCUGGACUCGGACUACGCUCCGUUACAGCAGUUCUUCGUGGUCAUGGAGCACUGCCUCAAACACGGACUCAAAACCAAAAAGACGUUCCUGGGGCAGAACAAGUCUUUCUGGGGGGCCCUGGAGCUGGUGGAGAAACUCACCCCUGAGGCUGGAGAGAUCACCGCCAGCGUCAAAGACCUGCCAGGACUCAAAACCCCGUUAGGAAGAGGGCGGGCCUGGCUGCGAUUGGCCCUGAUGCAGAAGAAGCUGUCAGACUACAUGAAGACCAUCAUCAACAGAAAGGACCUGCUCAGUGAGUUCUACGAGGCCAAUGCUCUCAUGAUGGAGGAGGAGGGAGCCGUGAUCGCCGGGCUGCUGGUUGGGUUGAACGUCAUCGAUGCCAACCUCUGUAUGAAAGGAGAAGACCUGGACUCACAGGUCGGGGUGAUAGACUUCUCCAUGUAUCUUAAGGAUGGAGGUCACAGCAGCAAGACUGUAGAAGGGGAUGGACAGAUCACAGCCAUCCUGGACCAGAAGAACUACGUUGAGGAGCUCAACAGACACCUGAGUGCUUCGGUCAACAACCUGCAGGCCAAAGUGGACACUAUGGAGAAGUCCAACACCAAGCUCACUGAAGAGCUUGCAGUAGCCAACAACCGGAUCAUCACCCUACAGGAGGAUGUGGAACGAGUCAAGGAGGAGAGCUCCUACCAGCUAGAGUCCAGUCGCAAGGCGUCGCGGUCAGGGGACGGCUUGGCAGACGGCCAGGUGCUGGGAGAGGCACGCAAACAGCUUAAGGAGGAAACUCUGCUACGAUUGGAUGUAGAGAAGGAGUUGGAGGUUCAGAUUGGUAUGAAACAGGAGAUGGAGCUGUCUAUGAAGAUGUUAGAGACGGAUAUGUGUGAGAAACAGGAUGCUCUGGUGGAACUACGACAACAGCUGGAUGAUCUCCGGACCCUCAACCUGCAGCUCGCGCAGAAGUCCCAGAGCUCGGAGGUGAGCGCCAAGCAGAAGAGUGAGGUCAUCAGUCGCCUAGAGGAGAAGACCAAUCAGAUGGCUGGGACUAUUAAACAGCUAGAGAUCAGAUCCCGUCAAGCGGAGAGGGAGCGGGACCAGGCUCGGGAGGAUCAUAAACUGUUUAAACAGGAGUUUGGAGACAAGAUAGACUCUCUACAGCUGGAGGUGGAACGCCUACGGAAACACAGAUGGAGUCUGGAGCAGGAGCUGAGGAGGGAGCGAGAGCAUGGAGGUGGUGGCCUGUACAUACACCCUGGGGAGAAGAGGGCCCCAACACCACAGGGAGACCCCAGACAGGUGGACGACAUCAGGAAGGAGCUUGAGGCCGUCAAAAAGGAGAAUGAGCAACUAUGCAACAUGUUGGAGGACAAGAGCAGUCUGGGUUCAGACAUGUCACAUAAUCAGGAUGAGCAGGACCAGUCUUGUCUUGAGAUCCACCAGGCAUCCAUGUGCUCUCUAUGUGAACAGGACGAGUCCAUGACUAAGACCAAGAGACGGUGUGCUAACUGUGGAGGGGUGUUCUGUGGCCGCUGUCUGACCAAUGAGCUUCCUCUUCCCUCUUCCAUCAACCCUGAACACGUCUGUGACGCCUGCUACUCUCAGCUACUGCAGCAGUAUGCAUCCAGCCCAUCCUGAGACUCACAUUUCCUCGUCUCUCUCUCUCUGGAAUACAGUGUCAUUCACUGACAAAAUAUCUAAAGGAACAGACUAACAACUUAACUUAAUAUGGAACUUUUUUUGGGGGGGGGGUGCGGUUUGACAUAGAAAUGUGAGUUAUAGAUCUGUCAUUCUCAUUGAAAGCAAGUUAGAAGCGUUCUAUGCUCACUAUUUUUGUUUUUGACUGCUUUCAUUUUGUUUUUUUUUACACCAGUUUGAAACACGAUAUUUUUGGUUAUGGAAAAGAUAUUCCACUGGUUUAGAUUGAACAAUGCUUCUCUACACUAUAUAUGAUUGAUUUGUCACGAACUGAAAUUAGGCCACACCUAUUAGAGUUUUAGCAAUAAGGAAAUGGAGUGAUUUCUGUACAGUGCAGCUUCAUGGAAAAAACUGACUUCUCAUCUCUAAUGGUUUCAGAUGUCCGACGAACUUCAAUGGACUCCAUGAAAAGGGAUAUAUUUUCAAUAGCCUGGUCCCAGAUCUGUUUGUGCCAUUCAAACCAUGUUUGGCAUACGGCAAGGAGGGGAAUGAUUGCACAAACCGUUCUGGUCCCAGGUUGUGUUUUCUAGGAGUCUUUUGCCAUUUAGGUAUCUGAACCGAUCAACAGUAUUUAUUCAGUGGAUUUUUACUCAAAACAUUUAUUGUGAAACAUUCAAAGUGGGACUGAUGAAUUGAUAUUUUAUCAGAUAGGACAUUUUGGCGAAACAUUGAACUGAGUUCAAGGCUGAUGUCAACCUGGUGCUUUGGUUUGACAACAGCGGGACAAAAUGCAACAUUUUCUACAACUUUUUAAUUAAGAAAUUAAGAAUUACCAAAAGGGAUUAUAUGCCAGCUCUGUAAUUAUCCGGGUGAUGUUAGAGACAGAAAUGAAAUAAUCUUGGAAGUUCUGGACGAGAUGUAAAUGUUUCCUUACUCAAUAAUAAACUGAAGUUUUUCCAA